CCUUUAGUUUCGAGGAAAAUACUUUCUUAUAUUUAUAAAUAAUAAUUCAAAAAUAAUUCGACAGUAUAUACGGCUUUUAUUCAAUCAACGUGCCACCAAUCAAAAUAUUAGUUUGGUAUAACCUUCGAAAUGUAUUAGUGAUCUUCCAAAUGCGCGUACUAGAACGUCGCGAAAUGUAAAUAAAAAUAAUUCUACUCAUGCACGUUCAAUUGCACUAAUGAAGUCUCGCUUAUAAAGCCUAACGCAACAAAAAAAAGUUUUUAAGUACAAAUUGAAAAUCACUGACGAUUACUCGUACAAUAUAGCAAGUGAAACGCCGGUAGCAAGAAGAAGCAGAAAAUGCUGUUAAAGUACGAAGAGUUAAAUUUUUUAUUGCUGAUCUGUGCAAUAAUGAUGCCAGUCGCUAUGUCAUCUAAUUGUCGACGCCACUUUUGCCCUCAUUGUGAGGAGGAAGUCUGGGAAGAAGUGCCGUGUGAUCAAAUUUCUAGACGAAGAUCCACGACUACAACGGCCACAGAAAGUCCGAAAUUGCCAACUUAUGCUCCCACAACGCCGAUGCCAUAUACAACAGAGCGUCCAUAUACUAGAAGAACACCAACCCAAGCACCAGUGACAUACAGCAGAACUACCGUUCCUAGUGCUCAAUCCACUACUUCUAGCUCCUACCAAAGCUGUUAUUGUGAAUGCAAAGUGGGCUGCAAGCAGUUUUGCCGCAAAGUAACAGUAAAUGGUACAACUCAAAAUCAUAUAACACAAAUUACAAAAACUUCGCGUCGCGUUCCAAACGGACAUCUCAAUACGGAGCACGUACAUCAACAUAUAUUUGUGCCCGAUACUUAUGAACCACCAUCUACGAAGUCCACGGACUCAGCAGGAGCUCACCCAAUAGAGUUGCCUAAUGUCCUAGAAAAUUCGUAUAGAUACCCUAAAUUGGCCUACAAAGUUCAGCCAUCAAUAGAAAACCAACCUAGACCGUAUUCGCAAACAGGACAUACGCCUUUUACUUAUGAAGACUUCAAACUCGUUAACAGCCAUUCAGAAGCGCUACUAGACUCAAGCUAUUCAGUGGAUGACUUGACUCGUCUAUUGCAAAUGGAAAACGAGAAGGAGGGCAGCAACACCUUGUAUCAACCAAAUGUACAUGCAACGUACGGAUCUGCUCCAUUUUAUCCAUCACCUCCUCCAGCAUCUAGCUACUCUGACUCAGCGCCAACUACAAAACCAAGAAAUGAAGACAAUUCAUAUCGUUCCAAAGUACCUCUCUUAACACCAGGGCGCAGUGCGUCUUCAUCAGCCAAAAAUGUACAUGCAGCGUACGGAUCUGCUCCAUUUUAUCCAUCUCCUCCUCCAGCAUCUAGCUACUCUGACUCAGCGCCAACUACAAAACCAAGAAAUGAAGACAAUUCAUAUCGUUCCAAAGUACCUAUCUUAACACCAGGGCGCAGUGCGUCUUCAUCAAUGCCAUUGUCAUCCUCGGGCCCGCAGUAUGCGAACUACAUUAAUAAGGGCUCCUCAAGUCAUUCACAUCAGCACGAAUCCGCAAAACCUCUACCUCCUAAUUCAAAUAACGACCAAAAAAACGCGCCAUCUUUGAAUAAUCAUGCGACAUAUUACAACCCAAACGAAGAUUACACGAACUCGAUGGCUUACGGCUAUUACUAUGACAUACCAAUGUCGGAAAAUUAUGUGCCUUAUGAAAUGUAGGAUUGAUGUUGAGGAAUUUCCUUACAAUGCUCAAUAUUCUAGAUUGUAUUGUAAAAUAAUUGUAAUAUAAAUAUUUGUAAAAUAUAAUAAGUCUUUUCUUAGUUCAGUACUUGUAA
Anastrepha ludens (Mexican fruit fly) is the source of this 1820-nucleotide messenger RNA. RefSeq lists its product as uncharacterized. The transcript has 2 exons. The record is from RefSeq and is a predicted model, not a curated record. NCBI's taxonomy places the organism in Eukaryota, Metazoa, Arthropoda, Insecta, Diptera, Tephritidae. Bases 340 to 1704 code for a protein of 454 amino acids.